Xiphias gladius (swordfish) is the source of this 1494-nucleotide messenger RNA. It is a transcript of the gene gnat2, whose product is annotated as guanine nucleotide binding protein (G protein), alpha transducing activity polypeptide 2. NCBI's taxonomy places the organism in Eukaryota, Metazoa, Chordata, Actinopteri, Istiophoriformes, Xiphiidae. Gene Ontology annotation, cellular component: heterotrimeric G-protein complex; photoreceptor inner segment; photoreceptor outer segment. Gene Ontology annotation, molecular function: G-protein beta/gamma-subunit complex binding; G protein-coupled receptor binding; GTP binding. Gene Ontology annotation, biological process: adenylate cyclase-modulating G protein-coupled receptor signaling pathway; detection of chemical stimulus involved in sensory perception of bitter taste. The coding region runs from base 89 to 1141 and encodes 350 amino acids. The record is from RefSeq and is a predicted model, not a curated record. The transcript has 9 exons.
GUGCUGCACCCAGAUUCUCUGCAGCUGCUCACAGGGAACCGUCAAAAUUUCCAUCCUUGAGGACCUUGAAUUUGCGGCGGAAGAAAGCAUGGGUGCGGGAGCAAGUGCCGAGGACAAAAAGUCUAAGGAGUUGGAAAAACAACUCCAAGAAGAUGCUGAUAAGGAUUCUAAAACUGUCAAGCUCUUACUGCUUGGUGCUGGUGAGUCAGGGAAAAGCACCAUUGUAAAACAAAUGAAGAUUCUGCAUCAAGGUGGUUACACAAAAGAGGAACAAAUGGAGUUUAGAGCGAUCAUCUACGGCAACAUCCUGCAGUCUGCUCUGGCUAUCAUCAGAGGCAUGGAGAUGCUGGGCGUAGCUUUUGGCUCGAGUUCUUCACAGGAAGAUGCACAGAAGCUUCAGAACUUGUCAGACUCCAUCGAGGAAGGCACAAUGCCUCCUGAGCUGGCUGAGGUUAUCCAGAAACUGUGGAAAGACUCUGGAGUGCAGGCCGGCUUCGAGAGAGCUGCUGAGUACCAACUGAACGACUCUGCUGGCUACUACCUCAAUGAAAUGGACAGAAUCUGCAAGCCAGAUUACCUCCCCACGGAGCAGGAUGUGCUGCGAUCUCGAGUCAAAACAACUGGUAUCAUUGAAGAACAGUUCUCCUGCAAAGAGUUGCACUUCAGGAUGUUUGAUGUGGGUGGCCAGAGGUCAGAGAGAAAGAAGUGGAUCCACUGUUUCGAGGGUGUGACCUGCAUCAUCUUUUGCGGCGCUCUCAGUGCGUACGACAUGGUGCUCGUAGAGGAUGACGAAGUGAACCGCAUGCACGAGUCCCUCCAUCUAUUCAACAGUAUCUGCAACCACAGAUUCUUUGCACUGACCUCCAUCGUACUUUUCCUCAACAAGAAGGAUCUCUUUGAAGACAAGAUCAAGAAAGUCCAUCUGAGUAUCUGCUUCCCAGACUAUGAUGGCCCCAACACGUACGACGAUGCCAGCAACUACAUCAAGUCGCAGUUCUUGGACCUCAACAUGAAGAAGGGUGUGAAAGAAAUCUACUCCCACCUGACCUGUGCCACAGACACAAAGAACGUCGAGAUUGUGUUCAACGCUGUGACAGACAUCAUCAUCAAAGAAAACCUUAAAGACUGCGGUCUUUUCUAAGCAGCUCCAGGGUGAAAAGAGAACGUCCUUUCCUACCUUAACCCCUCACGUAUUGGCAUUAAAUGAGAAGUGUACUGAUGCACAGAGGAUCCUCAGUUUGUUGUGUUCAUGCCAUCGCUUCCACGCCAAAGUCCCAGUCCUGGUCCUUGACGGCUCCUAGCACCUCACCAUCUCCAGCAGUACAUCCCUGCAACACAGUGCACGUCCAGCUGGGCUGAAACAACUAUCAAGUCACUAUAUCGUUGUUGUGGACAUACAGCUUUCUACGAGAUUCUUCAGUUUUUCUAAAGUACAGUAUUUAUCUAACACCAGAAGCUGCUGGUUUGAAGGUAUGAAAAUGAAAUAGUUGCCAG